This is a messenger RNA of Prunus persica (peach), 1836 nucleotides long. Its product is annotated as UDP-glycosyltransferase 90A1. Lineage: Eukaryota; Viridiplantae; Streptophyta; Magnoliopsida; Rosales; Rosaceae. Bases 163 to 1596 code for a protein of 477 amino acids. The record is from RefSeq and is a predicted model, not a curated record. Gene Ontology annotation, molecular function: UDP-glycosyltransferase activity. The transcript has a single exon.
ACAUUUUUGUGUGCGGCUAAAGUCAAAAAGAGAGUCCGAAAUUUACAGACACAAGACCAUAUGAUUUUGACACCCACUGCCUGCCUCAAUAUAAUAAUAAUAUAGCUACUCAAUCUUACAAAAUUAUUUCACAAGAAAGAAGAAUAUCAUCAGAAGAGAAAGAUGGGGAGUACGAUUGAUUCGCAGCAUGUGGAGGAUGAGGGCCACGUGGUUUUGUUCCCCUUCAUGUCCAAAGGCCACACCAUCCCACUCCUCCACCUCUCCCGCCUCUUCCUCUCUCGCCGCCUCCGCGUCACCAUCUUCACCACCCCCGCCAACCGCCCCUUCAUUAACCAAUCCCUCGCCGAUACCUCAGCCUCCGUGAUCUCCCUCCCUUUCCCUCAAAGCAUCUCCCCCGAAAUCCCCUCCGGCGUCGAGAGCACCGAUAAUCUCCCUUCCAUCAACCUCUUCUUCCCCUUCGCCCUCACCACUGGCCACAUGCAGCCCGACUUCGAGCGAGCCCUCCAGACGCUUCCACGUGUCAGCUUCAUGGUCUCCGACGCCUUCCUCUGGUGGACCCUCGACUCCGCCGACAAGCUCGGCUUCCCAAGGUUUGUUUUCUACGGCUUUGGCAACUACGCCAUGGAUGUGUCCAAAGUCGUUGCCGAGAACCGCCUGCUGCAUGGGCCCGAGUCGGACGACGAGUUAAUAACCGUGACUCGGUUUCCUUGGAUCAAAAUUACCAGAAAGGACUUCUUCCACGAAGCUUUUACAAAGGAUGAUCAUGACCAACCAAGUCAAGCCUCUGAGUUCCAUAUGAAGGCUGCGGUGGCAACAAAUCGUAGCUUCGGGAUGAUAGUCAACAGUUUCUAUGAGCUUGAGCCUGUGUUUACUGACUAUUGGAACAGUGAGUGUGAGCCCAAGGCCUGGUGCGUGGGGCCUCUGUGCCAGGUGGCACAAGAUGAGCCACACGAUGAUCAUCAAGAUAAGCCCAUCUGGAUUGAGUGGCUAGAUGAGAAGCUGGAGAAGGGGAGUUGGGUUUUGUAUGUUGCAUUUGGAACGCAAGCUGAGUUGUCAGCCGAGCAGCUUCAAGAAAUAUCGAAAGGGUUGGAAAACUCAAACAUCAAUUUCUUGUGGGUCAUACGAAGCAAAGGGUCAGAAGAAACAGCGGCUUGGGAUAUAAAUGGGUUCGAAGAGAGAGUGAAGGGGAGGGGAAUGGUGGUCAAAGAGUGGGUUGACCAGAGGCGGAUUCUGAUGCAUGAGAGCGUGAAGGGUUUUGUAAGCCACUGUGGAUGGAACUCAGUGCUGGAGGGCAUAUGCGCAGGAGUGCCGAUUCUGGCUUGGCCCAUGAUGGCGGAGCAGCCGCUGAAUGCGAGAAUGGUGGUGGAGGAGAUCAAGGUCGGGCUGAGGGUGGAGACUUGUGAUGGUUCAGUCAAAGGGUUUGUGAAGUCGGAGGGGUUGGAGAAGAUGGUCAAAGAGUUGAUGGAAGGAGAGAAGGGCGAGGAGGUGAGGAAGAAGGUGAAGGAGUUUGCUGACCUGGCAAGCAAGGCUGUGAAGGAGGGUGGCUCGUCGUGGCUAACGUUGCAAUCACUUACAGAUGAGAUGAGACAACAUUAAGUAGCAAGAAACUAGAUGAUGAAUGGGGACCUCGUAAUGAGUAGUUGAUAAGCUGCAUGCAUUUAUUUUCUUCUCUUUCUCUCUUUUUUUUUUUUCCUAUUUAAAAUAAAUCUAGAAGUGGCAAGGCAACGAUUGUACUUUAAUUUUUCUCUGCUUGUUUGGAAGAAAUAAUGUUGCUCAAUGAGUCUCUAUUGUAUAUUUCACUUAUACGGUGAGAACUUGUUAAGCUUAUAUCCUAAA